This is a messenger RNA of Lactuca virosa, 1041 nucleotides long. The record is from the annotation of a GenBank genome assembly. Lineage: Eukaryota; Viridiplantae; Streptophyta; Magnoliopsida; Asterales; Asteraceae.
CCCUGCCUUAAUUUCCUUUCCCUCCUACUCACUUCCAUAGUACCACUUAAAGCCUAAAUUACAAUCCCACAAAGAUCACCACAUCUUUGUCACUCAUACGAUGCAUUUCCUCCUCCCUCUUCUUUUCAGCUUUAUUGCUUCUUCCUCAAGCAACGCCCAGCCUUCACCUGGUUUUUACCCAAGCUCCAAAAUUACAACAGUACCCUUCAAUCAAGCUUAUAGAAACUUAUGGGGCCCUCAACACCAGAGCUUCGACCAAAACACCAUCGUCCUUUGGCUCGAUAGGUCUACAGGAAGUGGCUUCAGGUCGCUCAGACCAUACAAAUCUGGCUACUUCGGGACAGCCAUGAAGCUCCAUCCUGGCUACACCGCAGGGGUCAUUACUUCAUUUUACCUUUCAAAUGGCGAGGUUCAUCCAGGGGACCACGAUGAAGUUGACAUCGAGUUUCUUGGUACAACACCAGGAAAACCAUAUACCCUGCAGACAAACGUGUACAUUAGAGGGAGUGGCGACAGAAACAUCAUCGGAAGGGAAGAAAAGAUUCACCUGUGGUUUGAUCCGACCACCGCUUUCCAUAACUACGCUAUCUUAUGGAGCCCCAUUGAGAUCAUAUUUUUUGUGGAUGAUGUGCCGAUUAGAAGGUACCCGAGGAAAAGCGAUGCUACAUUUCCUUUAAGGCCAAUGUAUGUAUACGGGUCUAUAUGGGAUGCAUCUUCAUGGGCGACUGAAAAUGGUAGAUAUAAAGCUGAUUAUAGGUACCAGCCUUUUUAUGGUCGAUACAACAAUUUCAAGGUAGGAGGUUGUGCUGAUAACUCACCGGCGUCGUGUCGGCCACCGUCCGGUUCUCCGGCGAGGACGGGUGGGCUGAGCCGCCAGCAAGUGGUGGCGAUGCUUUGGGUUCAAAGGAACUAUAAGGUGUAUGAUUAUUGUAGGGAUCCUAAAAGAGACCACACGCAAACACCAGAGUGCUAAAAUGGUGGUUUGAAAGAAAAUUAAUGGAGGCUUGAGAUGUGUUCAAAGCUAAUUAGCAAAAUGGCAGU